Myxocyprinus asiaticus (Chinese sucker) is the source of this 4919-nucleotide messenger RNA. RefSeq names its product F-box-like/WD repeat-containing protein TBL1XR1. Gene Ontology annotation, biological process: regulation of transcription by RNA polymerase II. The transcript is spliced from 16 exons. Bases 515 to 2047 code for a protein of 510 amino acids. Gene Ontology annotation, molecular function: protein binding; transcription corepressor activity. The record is from RefSeq and is a predicted model, not a curated record. Lineage: Eukaryota; Metazoa; Chordata; Actinopteri; Cypriniformes; Catostomidae. Gene Ontology annotation, cellular component: histone deacetylase complex.
UGCUUUAUGUUUGCUUGAAAAGGGAAAGGGUUAAUUACAGUAAUCAGUAUAUGAAUGAGCAGAAGUUAUGGGAUGUCAAGGCCAUAUCUGUAAAUGUUAUGGUUACGGCGUGCUGCCAACUUCUGUUCAUUCAUAACUAAAAUGAAGCCUUUCCCUUUUUCAAGAUAACAUUAUAAUGUGUUGAUUAGGGGUGUAACGGUUUAAAUGUAUCACGGUUCGGUUUGUGUAACGGUUUUAGGGUCACUGUUUCGGUACGGUUCAGUAUUUGCUAUGUUCAGAUAAAAAAAAAAAAAUACUACUGCCAAAUCCAAAGUAAGAAUACUCAGUUUGGGAACAAACACUUCAAAAGGUUUGCCCUUCCGAAAAAUCACCAUGGAUUUACUUCAGUAACCAUAGUUUAACCAUGGCUGAUUUAACUGUGCUCCCAUGGACAGCAAGUGUGUGAGCAUCUAAUCAACACUUGGUCUUAUGGCUUCCCUCUCGCCUUGACCUCUUGGUUCAACCAGGAUCCAAAAUGAGCAUAAGUAGUGAUGAGGUCAAUUUCCUUGUGUACAGAUACCUGCAGGAGUCAGGCUUCUCCCACUCAGCCUUCACUUUUGGCAUAGAGAGCCACAUCAGCCAGUCCAACAUAAACGGAGCUUUGGUGCCCCCUGCUGCCCUCACAUCCCUCAUUCAAAAGGGCCUGCAGUAUGUGGAGGCUGAAGUCAGCAUCAAUGAGGAUGGUACCCUGUUUGACGGGCGACCGAUCGAGUCGCUGUCCCUGAUUGAUGCAGUGAUGCCAGACGUGGUGCAGACGAGGCAGCAGGUGUAUAAGGAUAAGCUGGCUCAGCAGCAAGCUGCUGCUGCCUCCAGUGCCUCAGCGGCCAGUGCUGCCAAGAAUGGAGAGAACACUGCUAAUGGAGAGGAGAAUGGCGCGCACUCGUUAGCUAACCACCAUUCAGACAUGAUGGAGGUGGACAGGGCAGUGGAGAUCCCAGCCAGUAAAGCCAUGGUUCUUCGGGGCCAUGAGUCUGAAGUCUUCAUCUGUGCUUGGAACCCCGUCAGUGAUUUGCUAGCAUCUGGUUCUGGAGACUCGACUGCGCGGAUUUGGAACCUGAGUGAGAGUAGUGCUGGAGGGUCCACUCAGCUGGUGCUGCGUCACUGCAUACGGGAGGGGGGGCAGGAUGUUCCCAGUAACAAAGAUGUCACCUCAUUGGAUUGGAAUAGUGAAGGUACACUUCUAGCCACAGGAUCCUAUGAUGGCUUUGCCAGAAUAUGGACUAAAGAUGGUAAUCUUGCCAGUACACUGGGGCAGCACAAGGGUCCCAUAUUUGCUUUAAAGUGGAACAAGAAAGGAAACUUUAUCCUCAGUGCCGGUGUUGAUAAGACCACCAUAAUUUGGGACGCUCACACAGGAGAGGCCAAACAGCAAUUUCCAUUCCAUUCAGCUCCUGCUCUGGACGUGGACUGGCAAAGCAACAACACAUUUGCCUCAUGCAGCACGGAUAUGUGCAUUCACGUGUGUAAACUGGGCCAGGACCGACCAGUCAAGACAUUCCAGGGCCACACAAAUGAAGUCAAUGCCAUCAAAUGGGAUCCAACAGGGAAUCUCUUGGCAUCCUGCUCUGAUGACAUGACGCUAAAGAUUUGGAGCAUGAAACAGGACACUUGUGUUCAUGACCUGCAAGCCCACAGUAAGGAGAUAUACACCAUCAAAUGGAGUCCUACUGGACCUGGAACCAACAACCCCAAUGCCAAUCUCAUGCUGGCCAGUGCAUCAUUUGAUUCAACGGUGCGUCUGUGGGAUGCAGAGCAUGGGGCCUGCAUCCACACACUGACCAAACAUCAGGAGCCUGUCUACAGUGUGGCAUUCAGCCCAGAUGGAAGUUACCUGGCCAGCGGUUCCUUCGACAAGUGUGUCCAUAUAUGGAACACUCAGAGUGGUGCUUUAGUCAACAGCUACCGAGGGACGGGCGGCAUUUUUGAAGUAUGCUGGAACUCCACUGGGGACAAAGUGGGCGCAAGUGCAUCAGAUGGAUCGGUUUGUGUAUUAGACCUAAGGAAAUGACGCUACCAUUGGGAAGCCAUGGACCGACAAUGAAUGUGUGCAUAGCCAAAUUUACUGACUGUCCCUGGCCCAUCAUCCACUGCUGUAGUCCACGCGUGAGAUCCCAGACCACAGCCUAGACCAACAGUCUCUCUCAGCCCCAUCAUAACGGACCCAUGAAGCUUACCAUACACGUACAAAAGCAGUGUGAUCAAGGACUGUUAUAUGGAGACACAUGUAACAUGAGAAAUAAUCCACCUUUUCUCACACACACACACACACACACACUCUCACACACAUGCCAUCAUUAGUUCCAUAGUUGAUCAUUCCAAACCCCCGGGCUGAGGUCCACACCGAUGUUGUGUGCAUAUUGUACACACCAGCGCUAUGUAGGAUGGUUUUUAUAUUUCGUUAGGUGUAAUUGCUUGAGCUAAAGAGCAGAGCUGUUGAAUAUGGCAAGUUCAUAGUCGUAUGAUGUUGACAAUUCAGAGUAUUGUAUUGGUACUGUAUGUUUAGAGACGUUUGGAAAUGUUCUCCAAAAGAUGCUCAAGGACUUAGAGAGAUCAUUUGAGAUGUAUAUAUAUAUAUAUAUAUAUAUAUAUAUAUAUAUAUAUAUAUAUAUAUAUAUAUAUAUAAGAGAGAGAUAAGAGUACAGAAAACCUAUUAAAUCACUUACAGAUAUAUUUUCUAAAACCAAUGCCCUGUGUUAUUUGUACAACCUAUGCAACUUUGUGGUAAGACAAAAUUGAACUUUCAGUGCAUUGAUGGGUGAAACUCAUAUGGGGAAACGAAGUCUACAGGCUCCAUAGGUGAAGCCCGUUCAAGAUGGAUAAUAGGCCCACCCUAAAAACACAAUGCUAACAAAAUAGCUAUCAGUAUAUAAAUAUUUGUUUAUGGAGACACUGGGGUUGUUUUUGGGGGGUUUAAGGUGGAAAUCCCAUAAUUAUCCUCUCACCAUCCUCAUAAAAUGUGUAGGAUGCUUAAAGGAAUAUUCCGGGUUCAACACAAGUUAAGCUCAAUCGACUGCAUUUGUGGCAUAAUGUUGAUUACCACAAAAAUUUAUUUCGACUCGUCCCUCCUUUUCUUUAAAAAAAGCAAAAAACUGGGUUACAGUGAGGCACUUACAAUGGAAGUGAAAGGGGCCAAUCCGUAAAUGUUAAAAUACUCACAGUUUCAGAAUUGUUGCAACAAGAUGUAAACAAUAUGCGUUAAUGUGAUUUUAAUGUAAAAAAAACAAAAACAAAAAAAAAGUAGCUUUCUAACCUUUUCUGUGUAAAGUUAUAUCCAAUUUUACAACUCCAUGAUGACAAAAUGCCGUAAACCCUAAAACAACAUUUUAAACAACUUUACAGGUCAAAUAAUACACUACUUUUAACAGAAGAAUUAAUGUAAGUGCUUUUAUAAAAUUUUAAGCUUCACAUUUCUGCCUUUAAACCCCCCAAAAAUUGGCCCCAUUCACUUCCAUUGUAAGUGCCUCACUGUAACUCAGAUUUUUGCUUUUUUUAAAAGAAAAGGAAGAACGAGUCGAAAUUAAUUUUUUUGGUAAUCAACAUAAUGCCACAAAUGCUGUCGAUUGAGCUUAACUUGUGUUGAACCCGGAAUAUUCCUUUAACGUGUGAAAAUUUUUUCACUCAGCUCACUUGAAAUUUUACACAAUCUAUUACAAAUGUUUUUCUCCCAGAGAAAGGCCACAUGGAACACCCUACUGCUUUCUCUGGUUUAAUGAUCUUUCUUUAUGGCUGUGUCUGUCAUUUCCUGCUUUUUAUAGAGGUCUGAACUCCAAAUGGCCGUUGGGUCUGGUCAUUAUACACUUCGUGUGUGACUGUAACAGCCUUAGUCUUUAGGGCUUCAUGUGAGGUAAGAGUCUAAUGCAGCAUGGAGUGAUUAUUAUGGGACAGUGUAGGGAAGUGGACAACCCAUUUGAUUCAUCCAAUUUGGUAGUCCAAAGUCAGGCUGAGGUGGUGCUGCUGCUUUUGUGUUAUGUUUGUCUUAUUGUAAAAUUACUUAUUGCUCUGUGAAGGUGGGGAUAUAAACGGAGACUGACAUGGAGAAACGGUUUAACAUGAAUACAAAAGAUGUGACCACAGAGAAGUUUUUCUUCCAUGCUACUGUUCUGAAAGAAUGGAUUUUAAAGUUAACUCUCCAUUAAUGGUUGGGAUUUAUUUGCACCUGGGUUCUUCAGGGUAAUGGCACAUUGAUUUGGUGUUCAGUUUUUUGAAGCUGUCACAUGUCUUUAUAAAAUACCAUUAGACAGUCAUAGUCUACAGAAGCAGCUUUUACCUAGCACACUCGUGUCACCUCCCAGCACUUUAGACAUUUUCCCCAGAAAUCCAAUGAGCACUUAAAACAUUUUUAACUUUUGAACUGAAAUUACUUAAGUGACAUUAAACAUUUACUUGAAAACAAACCAGAUCUUCUGAUAAUUGUGAAGAGGGCAAGGUGACUAGUUUCAACUAAUGUAAUUCUGUUUUUUCCCUUUUUUUAAAUAAAUAUGUUGCCCUAAAUGCUUACAAAUGCCUUUUAUCUCCCCAAUGAUAAACUGUAAUAGAAUCCCCCUCCCAAUAAUUUCAAAAUGUCAUUGUCUUUUAAGAGAUGAGUAUUUUGAAGCUUGCUCUAAUACACCAAUCAGCCACAAUAUUAAAAGCACCUGCCAAAUAUUGUGUAGGUCCCCCUCGUGACGCAUAAAACAGCGCCGAACCUCAUCUCACAACAGCAUUCUGAGAUUAUAUUCGUAUCACUUCAAUUGUACAGAGUGGUUAUCUGAGUUACCGUAGACUUUGUCAGAUCAAACCAGUCUGGCCAUUCUCUGUUGACCUCUCUCAUCAACAAGGCAUUUCCGUCCACAAAACUGACCCUCUCUGGAUGUUUUUUGUUUUUGGCACCAUUCUGAGUA